This is a messenger RNA of Indicator indicator, 537 nucleotides long. Its product is annotated as T-cell surface glycoprotein CD3 epsilon chain. The transcript has 6 exons. NCBI's taxonomy places the organism in Eukaryota, Metazoa, Chordata, Aves, Piciformes, Indicatoridae. Gene Ontology annotation, molecular function: transmembrane signaling receptor activity. The record is from RefSeq and is a predicted model, not a curated record. Bases 1 to 537 code for a protein of 178 amino acids. Gene Ontology annotation, cellular component: alpha-beta T cell receptor complex; external side of plasma membrane; membrane. Gene Ontology annotation, biological process: positive thymic T cell selection; cell surface receptor signaling pathway.
AUGAGGCUGGAGAGGUCCUUGCCUCUCCUGGGACUCCUGCUGUGUCUGGCUGGCAGCAUGGCUCAGGAGGAUUCCAACGAGGAAUUCCUGGUGGAGAUUUCUGGAACCACAGUGACAAUCACCUGUCCCUUGGAUGAAGAGUCAACAAGCUGGGAGCUAUCUGGGACAAAAGCAGCUGUAACUGGGGGGAAGUACACCAUAGAGAACCAUGACAGCUCUCCUGUCAACGUGACUUGUGCCUCAGGUGCUCAGAAGUAUGCAAUGUACCUGAAUGCCAGAGUGUGCACCAACUGUGAGGAGCUGGAUGCCUUGGCAGUGACAGGGAUCAUCACUGCAGAUCUCCUCAUCACUCUUGGAGUGCUGAUCCUGGUCUAUUACUUCAGCAAAGACAGGAAGGGGAGAACCAGCAGCAGCGCUGGCAGCCGGCAACGAGGUCAGAAGAUGCAGCGUCCUCCCCCUGUCCCCAACCCAGACUAUGAGCCCAUCCGGAAGGGGCAGCGGGAGGUGUACGCAGGGCUGCAGGCCAGGGGCUUCUGA